Molecule: messenger RNA, 1629 nt
Organism: Epithele typhae
Lineage: Eukaryota; Fungi; Basidiomycota; Agaricomycetes; Polyporales; Epitheliaceae
Exons: 6
Coding region: 1-1629 (542 amino acids)
Source: RefSeq, a predicted model, not a curated record
AUGCUCAACACUGCAACCUAUCCCCUCAUCAUUGCCAUGCUCGAGGGUAACAAGGAUUGUGUCACCAUUGCUCCCCUCAUGCUCGAAGGGCUUAAAAAUGUGCUCGAAAGAGAGCUUUGUUCGCUGAGUUCGCCCUCAUACAACAACCGAGCUGUAAUCCAUCGCCUCCCCACCGAAAUCCUCUCCCUGUGCUUCCUCUUCGCUCGCGAUGCUACGAUCGUCAUCACAGAGCAACACGGCAUGCACAGGAUCAAUCCCGCGACUGUUGUCGCGUUGAGCCAUGCCUGGUUGGCUGCUUUUCUGCAGCACACACCGCUCCUGGAGCGGCUUGACCUUUGCAUCGCCCCGCAACUUAACCAUGGCAACAGUCUCGACGGCAUCUCCUUAUGUGAUCCCGACUUCUACGACACGGCAAAAGCGUUGGUGCUUCAGCACGGAGGAAGACCCACCGACCUUGAAGUAAUUCACGGAGGAAGUUGUCUGCGUCUCAGGAACGCGACAUCUCAAUUCGCGUUCCUGGUCAGCGGUAUGCGAUCUGUGAGAUCAUGGGACGACAGUACCAUGCGUUUCUCGAGCAUCCACCCCAUCCUCGAGAUCCUCGAUGAGGUCAAAACCGUACGGAUUCAGGACUUCCGUCCUCGGGUUUGGAAUGAGACACAAAUCGGUUCUGACUCAAUUACAAAAUCCGACUUCAUGUUCAAGACCCUUCCCGCAUUCACUCCCCUGGUGAAGACCCUCGCUCUACGGACCAUACGCAGACACGGCGAUCUCCCGCUCCGCGCUCUCCUCUCCCAAUCUGAGCCCGUGCUCUGGCCCUGCCUCGAGGACGUCUGCGUCAGCGGCCUCCGGCCUCCCCUCAACGACCUGCACGCUGUCGAAGAGCGAGCGCGCAACGGCCACCCCCUCCGCCGCGUCGUCUUCUGCAUCCCCAACACCAUCACCUCGCGCGGGGCGCCGCUCAGUCCGUACCGCGUCGGGUCCGACGCGCACGGCUGGACGGACGUCGAGCAGUCCUCUGCGGACCUCUUCAACAGCUUCGCGCGCGUCUCGGAGGGGCCGCGCUGGACGACGUUGUCCCAGUGGUGGACGGAUGGGGCAGGGCAGGGCGACACGUUCCCUACGGAAACCCUAGACGCUAUUCAUGGGGAGAACGAGUGGGUGCAGUACCCAACGGCGAUACCUGGGGUGAGGACGGCGGAGGGGUACGAGCAAGCGUGGGAGAGGAUCGUGCAGGUGUGCUCGGUGGGGUACUCGGCUGCGAAGGGGCUGAGGAAGCCGAUGGUGGCCGGGCAGGGGCGGAGACUGUGGGGAUCUUUCAAGGAUAUCGGGCGGUUGGAUGAGUUGUGCGGGCUCACCACGUACCCCAUGUUCGUCAACGUGAUCGCGAUGCCCUUGCCACUGAACGCGCUCUCCGCUCGUGCCCAUCCCGGCCCCGAAGCCCAUGCCGAGGCUUGUUCCGUGGAUGGCGACGUGGUACGCGCGCAGGUGCUGCCGGAUCACGCAGCCGAAGUCGACCGCGUCCAUAUGGCCUGGGUUCUAGUAGUCCAGGAUCCAGAUCGGGGAGUAGUCUUACUGGGCCGCGAGCUGCUUCGGCAUGAGCGCGAAGGCGUCGGGCAUGACUGGGUCUAG